CGGCAGAGACGCGCCGACACCUCUCUCUCCCCCCGGCGCAGGUGGGCAGAAGAGGGGGCGCCGUGCAACCAGCGCCGCCACAGCCAAUUUCUCGGGGCGCUUUGCUCCCUUUACCCCCCUUCUUUGCCGAAGGGUUUUUCAAGGGGUUGGGGAAAGCCACAAACACAAAAGUGGAAAACAGUUAAUGACCAGCCACAGCUUCCCUGCUGUGAGCUGCAGCCGCUUCCUUCCCAGGCCCCUGGAGCCACACGCAGGCUGCCCUGGUGCUGGCUGAGGUAACAUGGCUUGCUGGCCUCAGCUGAGAUUGCUGCUGUGGAAGAACCUCACUUUCAGAAGAAGACAGACAUGUCAGCUGUUUCUGGAAGUGGCCUGGCCUCUAUUCAUCUUCCUGAUCCUGAUCUCCGUGCGGCUGAGCUACCCACCCUAUGAACAACAUGAAUGCCACUUUCCAAACAAAGCCAUGCCCUCUGCAGGAACUCUUCCUUGGGUUCAGGGGAUCAUCUGUAAUGCCAAUAACCCCUGUUUCCGUUAUCCAACUCCUGGUGAGGCUCCGGGAGUUGUUGGAAACUUUAACAAGUCCAUUGUAUCUCGCCUGUUCUCAGACGCUCGGCGGCUUCUCUUGUACAGCCACAGAGACACCAGCAUGAAGGACAUACGCAAAGUUUUGAAGACGUUAUACCAGAUCGAGCGUUCCAGCUCACGCUUGAAACUUCAGGACUUCCUGGUAGACAAUGAAACCUUCUCUGAAUUCCUGCAUCUCAACCUCUCUCUGCCAAGGCCAACUGUGGACAAGAUGCUGGGGGCUGAUGUCAGUCUCCGCAAGGUAUUUUUGCAAGGCUACCAGUUACAUUUGACCAAUCUCUGCAACGGAUCAAAAUUGGGAGAGGUGAUUCGACUUGGUGACCAAGAAGUUUCCAGGCUUUGCAGCCUGCCGAGGGAGAAAUUGAACGCAGCAGAGCAGGUGCUUCGUUCCAACCUGGAUAUCCUGAAGCCAAUCCUGACAAAACUAAACUCUACAUCCCUCUUCCCGAGUGAGGAGCUGGCUGAAGCCACAAAAGCUUUGCUGGAUAGUCUUGGGAAUCUGGCCCAAGAGCUGUUCAGCAUGAGGAGCUGGAGUGACAUGCGGCAGGAGGUGAUGUUUCUGACCAACGUGAACAACUCCGGCUCCUCCACCCAGAUCUACCAGGCUGUANCCCGCAUCAUCUGCGGCCAUCCCGAGGGCGGGGGCCUGAAGAUCAAGUCCCUGAACUGGUACGAGGACAACAACUACAAAGCCCUCUUCGGGGGCAACGGCACGGAAGACGACGCUGGCACCUUCUACGACAACUCUUCGUCUCCUUAUUGCAAUGAUUUGAUGAAGAAUCUGGAGUCCAGUCCUCUUUCCCGCAUCAUAUGGAAAGCUCUCAAGCCCCUGCUUGUUGGAAAGAUCCUGUAUACACCUGACACUCCAGUCACAAGGCAGCUUAUGACUGAGGUGAAUAAGACCUUCCAGGAACUGGCUGUGUUUCAUGAUCUAGAAGGCAUGUGGCAAGAGCUCAGCCCCAAGAUCUGGACCUUUAUGGAGAGCAGCUCAGAAAUGGACCUUGUCCGGACACUGUUGGACAGCAGAGCCAAUGAUGACUUUUGGGAACAGCAAUUGGAAGGCUUAGACUGGAAGGCCAAAGAUAUCAUGGCAUUUCUGGCCAAGUACCCAGAGGAUGUGCAGUCCCCCAAUGGCUCCGUGUACACCUGGAGAGAAGCCUUCAAUGAGACCAACCAGGCAAUCCAGACCAUCUCUCGUUUCAUGGAGGUGAGGAACUGUUCCAUGGACCAUUUAGAAAAGGCUUUGGCUUCUUUCUCUGAGAUGAUGCAGUACUGGGACCCUGGUCCUCGGGCUGACCCCUUUGAAGAUAUGCGGUAUGUCUGGGGAGGCUUCGCUUACUUGCAGGAUGUGGUGGAGCAGGCAAUCAUCAGGGUGCUGACGGGCACAGAGAGGAAAACUGGCGUGUACAUGCAGCAGAUGCCUUACCCCUGUUAUGUUGAUGACAUCUUCCUGCGGGUCAUGAGCCGGUCCAUGCCUCUCUUCAUGACGCUGGCCUGGAUCUACUCAGUGGCUGUGAUCAUCAAGGGCAUCGUGUACGAGAAGGAGGCGCGGCUGAAGGAGACCAUGCGCAUCAUGGGCCUGGACAACGGUAUCCUCUGGUUCAGCUGGUUCAUCAGCAGCCUCAUCCCUCUGCUUGUGAGCGCCGGCCUACUGGUGGUCAUCCUGAAAUUAGGAAACCUGCUGCCCUACAGCGACCCCAGUGUGGUGUUUGUCUUUCUGUGUGUGUUCGCCACGGUGACCAUCCUGCAGUGCUUCCUGAUUAGCACGCUCUUCUCCAGAGCCAACCUGGCGGCCGCCUGUGGAGGCAUCAUUUACUUCAUUCUGUACCUGCCGUAUGUCCUGUGUGUGGCGUGGCAAGACUACGUGGGCUUUACCCUCAAGAUCUUCAUGAGCCUGAUGUCUCCUGUGGCUUUUGGGUUCGGCUGUGAGUACUUCGCCCUUUUCGAGGAGCAGGGCAUUGGGGUACAGUGGGACAACCUCUUUGAGAGCCCCACAAAGGAGGAUGGCUUCAACCUCACCACCUCCGUCUCCAUGAUGUUGUUUGACACCUUCCUCUACGGGGUGAUGACGUGGUACAUCGAGGCUGUGUUUCCAGGCCAGUAUGGAAUCCCCAGGCCCUGGUAUUUUCCUUGUACUAAGUCCUACUGGUUCGGCGAGGAAAGUGAUGAGAAGAGCCACCCUGCUUCCAGCCAGAAGGGAGCAUCAGAAAUCUGCAUGGAGGAGGAACCCACCCAUCUGAAACUAGGUGUGUCCAUUCAGAACCUGAUGAAGGUUUACCGAGAUGGCAUGAAGGUGGCUGUUGAUGGCCUGGCCUUGAAUUUCUACGAGGGGCAGAUCACCUCCUUCUUGGGCCACAAUGGAGCUGGCAAGACCACCACCAUGUCCAUCCUGACUGGGUUGUUCCCUCCCACCUCGGGCACUGCCUAUAUCCUAGGGAAAGACAUCCGCUCCGAGAUGAGCACCAUCCGGCAGAACCUGGGGGUCUGUCCCCAGCAUAAUGUGCUGUUCGACAUGCUGACUGUCGAGGAGCACAUUUGGUUCUACGCCCGCCUGAAAGGGCUCUCCGAGAAGCACGUGAAAGCUGAGAUGGAGCAGAUGGCCUUGGAUGUUGGUUUGCCGCCAAGCAAACUGAAAAGCAAAACAAGUCAGCUGUCAGGUGGAAUGCAGAGAAAGCUGUCUGUGGCCUUGGCCUUUGUUGGGGGAUCCAAGGUUGUCAUUCUGGAUGAGCCCACAGCCGGUGUGGACCCUUACUCCCGCAGGGGGAUAUGGGAGCUGCUGCUGAAAUACCGACAAGGCCGCACCAUCAUCCUCUCCACGCACCACAUGGAUGAGGCAGACAUCCUGGGGGACAGGAUCGCCAUCAUUUCCCACGGGAAGCUCUGCUGCGUGGGCUCCUCCCUGUUCCUAAAGAACCAGCUGGGGACAGGCUACUACCUGACCCUGGUCAAGAAGGACGUGGAGUCUUCCCUCAGCUCAUGCAGAAAUAGCAGUAGCACUGUGUCAUACCUGAAAAAGGAGGACAGUGUUUCUCAGAGCAGUUCUGAUGCUGGCCUGGGCAGCGACCAUGAAAGUGACACGCUGACCAUCGAUGUCUCCGCGAUCUCCAACCUCAUCAGGAAGCAUGUGGCCGAGGCCCGGCUGGUGGAAGACAUCGGGCAUGAGCUGACUUAUGUGCUGCCCUAUGAGGCAGCCAGAGAGGGAGCCUUUGUGGAACUCUUCCACGAAAUUGACGACCGGCUCUCAGACCUAGGCAUCUCCAGUUACGGCAUCUCAGAGACUACUCUGGAAGAAAUAUUUCUCAAAGUGGCUGAAGAGAGUGGAGUGGAUGCCGAGACCUCAGAUGGCACCUUACCAGCAAGACGAAACAGACGAGUCUUUGGGGACAAGCAGAGCUGUCUUCGCCCUUUUACUGAAGACGAUGCUAUGGAUCCCAAUGAUUCCGAUAUAGAUCCAGAAUCCAGAGAAACAGACCUGCUCAGUGGGAUGGACGGUAAAGGUUCCUACCAGGUGAAGGGCUGGAAGCUCACACAACAGCAGUUUGUGGCCCUUUUGUGGAAGAGACUGCUGAUUGCCAGACGGAGUCGGAAGGGAUUCUUUGCUCAGAUUGUCCUGCCAGCUGUGUUUGUCUGCAUCGCCCUGGUGUUCAGCUUGAUUGUGCCGCCCUUUGGCAAGUACCCCAGCCUGGAACUUCAGCCCUGGAUGUACAAUGAACAGUACACGUUUGUCAGUAAUGAUGCACCUGAGGAUGUGAGCACCCAGGAACUCUUAAAUGCUCUCACCGGAACACCUGGCUUUGGGACUCGAUGUAUGGAAGGAAACCCGAUCCCAGAAAGGCCCUGCUUGGUGGGAGAGGAGAAGUGGACCACCGCCCCAGUCCCCCAGACCAUCACGAACCUCUUCCAAAAUGGAAACUGGACGAUGGAGAACCCCUCGCCCACCUGCCAGUGUAGCAGCGACAAAAUCAAGAAGAUGCUGCCUGUGUGCCCCCUGGGGGCAGGGGGGCUGCCUCCUCCUCAGAGAAAACAGAAUACUGCCGACAUCCUUCAGAACCUCACAGGAAGAAACAUUUCGGAUUAUCUGGUGAAGACAUACGUGCAGAUCAUAGCCAAAAGCUUAAAGAACAAGAUCUGGGUGAAUGAGUUUAGGUAUGGUGGAUUUUCCCUGGGUGCCAGUAAUUCUCAGUCACUUCCUCCGAGUGAAGAAGUUAAUGAUGCCAUCAAGCAAAUGAAGAAACACUUGAAGGUGGUCAAGGACAGUUCUGCAGACCGAUUUCUCAGCAGCUUGGGAAGGUUCAUGACAGGACUGGACACGAAAAAUAACGUCAAGGUGUGGUUCAACAACAAGGGCUGGCACGCCAUCAGCUCUUUCUUGAAUGUCAUCAACAAUGCCAUUCUCCGGGCCAAUCUGCAGAAGGGCGCAAACCCCAGCCAGUAUGGAAUUACUGCUUUCAAUCACCCACUGAACCUCACCAAGCAGCAGCUCUCAGAAGUGGCUCUGAUGACCACAUCAGUGGACGUCCUUGUGUCUAUCUGUGUCAUCUUUGCGAUGUCCUUCGUCCCGGCCAGCUUUGUCGUGUUCCUGAUCCAGGAGCGCGUCAGCAAAGCAAAGCACCUGCAGUUCAUCAGCGGAGUGAAGCCUGUCAUCUACUGGCUCUCCAAUUUUGUCUGGGACAUGUGCAACUACGUGGUUCCUGCCACGCUGGUCAUUAUCAUCUUCAUCUGCUUCCAGCAGAAGUCCUAUGUGUCCUCUACCAACCUGCCUGUGCUCGCUCUUCUGCUUUUGCUGUAUGGGUGGUCCAUCACGCCUCUCAUGUACCCAGCCUCCUUCGUGUUCAAGAUCCCCAGCACAGCCUACGUGGUCCUCACCAGCGUGAACCUCUUCAUCGGCAUCAAUGGCAGUGUGGCCACGUUUGUGCUGGAGCUCUUCACCAACAAUAAGCUGAAUAACAUCAAUGAUAUCCUGAAGUCAGUGUUCUUGAUCUUCCCACAUUUUUGCCUGGGACGGGGGCUCAUUGACAUGGUGAAAAACCAGGCGAUGGCUGAUGCCUUGGAAAGGUUUGGGGAGAAUCGCUUUGUCUCACCACUGUCUUGGGACUUAGUGGGACGAAAUCUCUUCGCCAUGGCUGUGGAAGGGGUGGUGUUCUUCCUCAUCACUGUGCUGAUCCAGUACCGAUUCUUCAUCAGGCCCAGACCUGUAAAGGCAAAGCUUCCUCCUCUGAAUGAUGAGGAUGAAGAUGUGAGGCGGGAAAGACAGAGAAUUCUUGAUGGUGGAGGACAGAAUGACAUCUUAGAAAUCAAAGAGUUGACUAAGGUAUACAGACGAAAGAGGAAACCUGCUGUUGACAGGAUUUGCGUUGGCAUUCCUCCCGGUGAGUGCUUUGGACUUCUGGGUGUUAAUGGAGCUGGGAAAUCAUCAACUUUUAAGAUGUUAACGGGAGAUACCACUGUUACCAAAGGAGAUGCUUUCCUUAACAAAAAUAGUAUCUUAUCAGACAUCCAUGAAGUGCAUCAGAACAUGGGCUAUUGCCCUCAGUUUGAUGCCAUCACAGAGCUGCUGACUGGAAGAGAACAUGUGGAAUUCUUUGCCCUUUUGAGAGGAGUCCCGGAGAAAGAAGUAGGCAAGGUUGGCGAGUGGGCGAUUCGGAAACUGGGCCUUGUGAAGUAUGGAGAAAAAUAUGCUGGGAACUACAGUGGAGGCAAUAAACGCAAGCUCUCAACAGCCAUGGCUUUGAUUGGUGGGCCUCCAGUGGUGUUUCUGGAUGAACCAACCACAGGCAUGGACCCCAAAGCCCGGCGCUUCCUGUGGAAUUGUGCCCUAAGUAUCAUCAAGGAAGGGAGAUCAGUAGUGCUCACCUCUCACAGUAUGGAAGAAUGUGAAGCUCUUUGCACUAGGAUGGCAAUUAUGGUCAAUGGGCGGUUCAGGUGUCUUGGCAGUGUUCAACAUCUGAAAAAUAGGUUUGGAGAUGGUUAUACAAUAGUUGUACGAAUAGCAGGGUCGAACCCAGACCUGAAGCCUGUACAGGAGUUCUUUGAACUCGCCUUUCCAGGAAGCGUCCUGAAGGAGAAGCACCGGAACAUGUUGCAGUACCAGCUUCCGUCUUCCCUGUCUUCCCUGGCCAGGAUUUUCAGCAUCCUUUCCCAGAGCAAAAAGCGACUCCACAUAGAAGACUACUCUGUCUCUCAGACAACACUUGACCAAGUAUUUGUAAACUUUGCCAAGGACCAAAGUGAUGAUGACCACUUAAAGGAUCUGUCAUUACACAAAAACCAGACAGUAGUGGAUGUUGCAGUCCUCACAUCUUUCCUGCAGGAUGAGAAAGUCAAAGAAAGUUAUGUAUGAAGAACCUUGUCCAUAUAGGGUGACUGGAAGAAAGGAGGAACUAGACCUUCCUUUGCACCAUGUGAAGUGUUCCAAAGGAAAGGGCUAGAAGAUUUUGUGGGAAGAAGUAAACUGGAUACUGUACUGAUACUAUUCAAUGCAAUGCAAUUCAAUGCAAUGAAAACAAAAUUCCAUUACAAGGGCAGUGCCUUUGUAGCCUAUGUCUCAUAUGGCUCUCAAGUGAAAAAGACUUGAAUUUAGUUUAUUACCUUAUACUCAUGUGAAACUCUAGUAUGGAACCCAGUGGACAUAUGAGUUUGACAUACUUUUUUUUGUUCCUUUGUAUUCUUACUGGGGUUGCAACAACAAUUCAUCAAGUAAUCAUGGCCAGUGAUUAUUUUUCAAAAUCAAAAGGCAUGCAUAUGCUCAUUCAUUACGCCGUGCCAUGCCAAGAGACUGGCUUCCCGGUGACAUAGCCGCUGCUGGCAAUGAGUGUGCCAGAAUUACUAGUGCCAAGUUUCUCAGAAAGCCUGAAGCACCAUGGUAUGCCUUGCACACUUGUGAAAGCUGUGCUACUCAGAGUCUGUUGACAUCAUCAAGUACCAGUUGAUGAAAUGGUGCCACAUGUGGGGAAAGUCCUGCUUUGAUUCCCUCUUUGAGCUGCUCUGGUGAUGGUGACAUGCAAACUACAUGGUGACAUACAAAAGCAAAACUUGGUUUCAUUGUUGUCCCUUGCUUGGAACCACGAGUCUCCAAGAUUAUCUUUCUGGGACUCUAAGUGUACUUAGAUCCGGGUAAGAAGCAAAGAAUCAGCAACCACACUGUUGGGGCUGCAAGCUGGGGAGGCCAUGGCAUGUGAUGAAAGAGAUGAUGGAUUUGGAAUCAAGGGAGGUCUGUGUCCAUUUGUCCUGCUUGUCUACUAACACGGUACAGUGCAUCUCAAGAUCUUGUUGUUUGACACAAACAUAGUAUUAUUUCUGGCUUUUUGAAUUAAUCUAGAAUAUGAAAAGAUGGAGUUGUAUUUUGAGAACAAUCUUUGUACUUUUAAUGUUAUUUGGAAUUGUAAGUUCUAUUAGUGACUUCUGAAAACUUAGAGUGGCCUCUUUGUAGAACCCUGUGGCACAGAGGAGUAUGGCCACACUGGCUCGCUAGCUUUAAUUUUUCACGUGUGUUUGCAAGUGGAUUAUCUGACUAAUGCCUAGUGACUUGAAAACAGUAUGAUGGCCAAGAUCUCAUGACAACAUUAUAUUUAAGUAUCUUUAAGAUCAUUAAGCAUACUUUUAGUAUCAGCGCAUUGGUCAAGUAUUCUUUGAGUGUAUGUUAUAACUGAGUGAGUAUGGAUGGAUGGCGUGGGGAGAAAUUAAGUUUCAGUAGAUUUCCUGUGCCAUGUUCAUCAGAUAACUGGUUUACAAAUACAGGUUUUGUUGUGGUUGUGGGAACCCACUGAAAGAAUAUUGGGCAGCCCACUUUUUAAAAAUAGCAACAAUGCAAAAGGCAAGAAAGUUUAUGUCAAAGGGUCACACGAUUAGCUUCAAAACUUGUUGAAUAACAUAAAACUUGUGCUUAUGGCAUUUAGUACCUUUGAAUAUUGGCUUUGAAAAUCUCAGAUACCCCAUUCUGACAAUCUCAAAUUUUUUAUCUCUUCAGUCACUAUCAUGGGAAAAAAACAGCAAAUGCCCCCACAUGAAAAUUAUUUCAGACUUUUCCAAGUCAGUUGAAUUGUUUUUAGUCAGUAAACACUUGUUAAAGAUAAUGUUAUCUGUCUUGAGACAACAAAAUUAUGAGAGAAAUACUGUUUGAAGUUAAAGUGAUCUUUUAGUAUCAUUAUUAAUGUCUUUUCCUUUUAAAAAAUUAGAUAUUAAUUCUAAAAGUACAAGAUUUCAGAUCUAUUCCAAAUAUACAUUUUUUCUUUUAAAAUUUACUGCAUGUUAUCAUGCAACUUGUUGCUUGGAGAAAGAAAAUGACCUUUAGAGAUUAUUGCCAAUAUUUUCUAAAAUGAUAAAUGAGUAAUAAUGACAAUUUCCCAAUAAUUAUUGGCCUAAACUCAUAUUUUAUGCUAUCUUCAAUGAUAUAAAAUUCAUGGAAUGAUGUUUCUCCUUGUUUAGUAUUUUCCAAAAUCAAGCUUCUGCUAGAUUCCCCAUUUCAGCAGAAUCAUGUCCUAAAUCUGUGUUGUAUUAAAACCAUGAGCAGCUCCUUAUUUUUGAUUAUUCUACUUCAAGGCCAUAUUUAAAAAAAUCAAAGGAUACUGUGAACUACGUUGAAAAAUGCAACAUUUCAGUAUAGAUUUAAAGGCUAUCUUAAGCUAGAAACAAUCUACAGCUACUCAUCUACUGCAUUAGUAUGGUUAUUAGAUAUCCAAAUUGCAGUCUUUAAAAUUUUUCUGGGUAAGCCUAAUUAUACUAGAGAUUCUUACCAACUCUCUUCUCAGUCAGGUAAAAUUUCUAUAUCAUCCCUGUGGAAAUGUAACCAUGUGAGUUUAACAAAAAAAAAAUUUUUUUUAAGUGUUCAGAGAUUUCUGCUUCUGCUUCUUUUGGAUACCUGAAGCCUUAUUAACUGUGAAUAUGAAAAAAUACAAAAGAAAACCAUAACAAAGCCCUCUAUACACAAAUACCCAGCAUAGGUCAUUGUUAAAAAACCAAUAACCAAACCUCAAACUACUGUAUUUCAAUACCUGUACUGAAGGCAUAUGCAUUGUGACUAUUAAAUGUUGCACAGCAUUCACUGUAUAGUAAUCAUUGACUAAAGGGAUCUGUUUUCUUCUUGUGGUUGUAUAUAUCAGGUAAAAUUUUUUUUCCAAAGAGCCAUGUGUCAUAUUAUAUUGAACCACUUUGACAUUGAGAUAUUAAUUUCUACUCUUGUUACCAUUUACUAGUAAUAUAGUAUUAUAGAAAUAUUGUUCUAAUCCUCUUCAGAAUUGUUGCAUCCCUUUUUAUAGAAUGUUUAUACUUCCGUACGUUUUAAGAAUUCUGUUCUCCCUUCUUAUACCCUAGGAUGAAACCAUGUUUUUGUGCUUUGUCUUUAUCAUUGACCCUUCAUUCCAAGCACUUUAUGCUGUCUGUAAUGGGAUCUAUUUUUGCACUGGAAUAUCUGAGAAUUGCAAAACUAGACAAAAGUUUCACAAUAGAUUUCUAAGUUAAAUCAUUUUCAUUAAAAGAAAAAAAAGAAAAAAAAUUUUUUGUAUUGUCAAUAACUUUAUAGAAAGUAUUAAAAAAGGCAUAUUUCUAUGUUGUUAUAAGUCACGAAAUAAACCUGUGAUGGUUCUGUU
Messenger RNA from Odocoileus virginianus texanus, 10166 nucleotides. NCBI's taxonomy places the organism in Eukaryota, Metazoa, Chordata, Mammalia, Artiodactyla, Cervidae. The record is from RefSeq and is a predicted model, not a curated record.